AUGAACCCGGAAUAUGACUACUUGUUUAAGCUGCUGCUGAUUGGUGACUCUGGCGUUGGUAAAUCGUGUCUACUGCUUCGUUUUGCUGAUGAUACGUACACUGAGAGUUAUAUCUCGACCAUUGGUGUGGACUUUAAAAUCCGUACUAUUGAGCUCGACGGCAAGACCAUCAAGCUCCAGAUUUGGGACACAGCUGGCCAGGAACGUUUCCGUACGAUCACUAGCAGUUACUACCGCGGUGCCCACGGUAUUAUCGUAGUGUACGAUGUGACCGACCAGGAGUCAUUUAACAAUGUCAAACAGUGGCUGCACGAGAUUGAUAGAUACGCUUGCGAGAACGUAAACAAGUUGCUAGUAGGCAACAAGAGCGAUCUAACGGCCAAGCGUGUGGUGAGCACGGAUGCCGCGAAGGAGUUUGCUGAGAGCCUGGGCAUUGAGUUCCUCGAGACCAGUGCGAAGAACGCAGCCAACGUUGAAAAGGCCUUCAUGAUGAUGGCUGCCCAGAUCAAGAAACGUAUGGCCAACGCUCCGGUGGCGCCCAAGGCUGGCGUUAAGCUGACGCCCGGCCAACAGGUUCCUUCCAACGGCGGUUCGAAGUGCUGUUAA
Messenger RNA from Peronospora farinosa, 606 nucleotides. The record is from the annotation of a GenBank genome assembly. NCBI's taxonomy places the organism in Eukaryota, Oomycota, Peronosporomycetes, Peronosporales, Peronosporaceae.